Messenger RNA from Ruditapes philippinarum (Manila clam), 5601 nucleotides. RefSeq names its product syntaxin-12-like. Gene Ontology annotation, molecular function: SNAP receptor activity; SNARE binding. Gene Ontology annotation, biological process: intracellular protein transport; vesicle fusion; vesicle-mediated transport. The transcript is spliced from 10 exons. Gene Ontology annotation, cellular component: SNARE complex; membrane; endomembrane system. Bases 147 to 974 code for a protein of 275 amino acids. NCBI's taxonomy places the organism in Eukaryota, Metazoa, Mollusca, Bivalvia, Venerida, Veneridae. The record is from RefSeq and is a predicted model, not a curated record.
UCUGAAUCAUUGUGGUGCUUAUAUUUCUUUACUGUCAUUUUUUGUAGUUGGGUUGCAUUAAAUGUAAACAAACUUCCGUAACUGUCAUAUGAUAAUUUGUUAGAGAAUAAAGGGAUCAAGUUAUAUGUGAGAGUUGAAUAGUUGCUAUGGCGUUAUCAAAGGGAGGUCACCAAGGUUAUGGUGCAGUGAGAGAAUACAGAGAUGAUCCAAACUACGGUGAAUAUAGAGAUAAUAAUGGAGUUUCAUUUGAUGAGCAGUUUUCACAAAUAACUAGAAAUAUAUCAAAUAUCAAUAAUGGAGCUAAUUUGAUAGAAAAAGCUGCCAAGGUGAUUGGGACAGACAGAGAUAAUGGGCAGGCUGGUGAUAAAAUCCAUCAUGUUUCACAAGAUACUACAAAAAUUGUAACUGCCACAACCAGAUUACUGAAACAACUUGGUAAAAGACGAUUAGACAGGUCCCAAAAGUUACAAAUUGAUAAAGUGACUCAUGAUUUUCAAGAAAGUUUACAAAGAUUCCAGUCAUUACAAAAGAAAGCUACAGAGAAAGCAAGGGAUUCCAGUAGGAAAGAAAUGCAGAAACCAAAGAAGUCAGAUUGGCUGGAUGAUGAUGAACCAUUGAUAGAAGAUGACAGCAGACGGCAACAGCUGAUGGCUCAAGAACAAGUUAUAGAUGAUGAUCUAGCUUUAAUACAAGAUAGAGAAGAGCAAAUCAGAGCUUUAGAGGGUGAUAUAUUAGAUGUAAAUGAGAUAUUCCGGGACCUUGGUGCAAUGGUAUACGAGCAGGGUGAACAGAUAGAUACUAUAGAAGCCAAUGUUGAAAAGGCUUAUACAGAUGUAGAACAAGGCACAGGACAGCUACAGAAAGCUGCAACAUAUCAGAAAAAGGCGAGGAAAAAGUUAUGCUGUUUAGUUUUAAUUUUUGUGAUAAUUGCUGCGGUAAUAGCCAUAAUAAUAGCUGUUUCUGUGAAAAAAUAGACUGAACAUUAGACUGGUUUAUCAUCAUCUGGAAAAAAUAGACUGUGACAUAAAUAUUAGACUGGUUCAUUUUCAUCUGGAAAAAAGUAGGCUGUGACAUGAAUAUUAGACUGGCUGACUUUCAUCUGGAAAAAAAAUAGACUGUGACAUGGCCAAAUUUUCAUUGGUAAUUCUCUCCUAAGGCUAGCGUCAGACUGGAAAUAUAUAAAUUAUGAGUAUAAAAGAACAACAAGAGUUGUGCACUUCAACACCUGACGGGUUUUAGAAUGUUUUAAUUCUGUUGUCUAGUUUGGAUCAAUUUCAAUUCAAUUUCAAUAUUUUAUUGAGCAUAUGAACAUAUUUAAAUGUUCUUUACCCACAUAUAUAACAUGCAAGGCGGUGACAUUUAUUACAAUGAGAAGAGCAUGAUUAUGUUAUUACAAUGAACUAUAUAAAUAACUAAAGAACAAUGUUCACAUGAAUAUAUAUAACCAGUGACAGCAGUAAUAUUGAAAUAGAAAGUAUAGAAUAAAAUUUAUCAUAUCAAAACAAAUAAUUUAUACAAAGUUGAAACACAAGUAAAAAAAAUACAAACAUUUGUAAAAGAACAAUAUUCAGUACCAGUACAACUUGGCCCAUCUGAUCACUGGUGCAUGCAAAGUAAAUAAUACUAUCUGGGGCGGUCAUUGUUUUGACUUGACACAAUUGAUAUCAUCAGGAUAUAUACAAGUACAAACAUUUGAACUUGGAAAUGAAAGUAAAGAUGCUUUUCACAUACAGUUGAAUGAUUGCAAUUUUCGCCUCCCCUGGCCACCAUUUUGAGGGUCAAUCCCAAGAUGUUGUAUACUUAAGAUGUGAUAAAAAUCUCUCAUAACUCUAUCAUCUCCAUAAAACCUGAUAAAAAUAUUUUACAUAUUGGUGCUAUAAUAAUAUUUUCCUUCAUAUGUAUAAAAGAAUUUGACAAUUCUUCAAAAUCAGCUGUUUAUAUUGAUGUUUUUAUAUUUAGUUAAUUAUAUUAUAUAGGAUAUUGACCCAAAAAUGGCCGCCACUUUAGCAAGGGAGGUAAACAUUGUAAAAAUCAGAAACAACGUCAACCUGUAAACAAAAGAUAAUAGAUACUUUGAAAUAAACACAUUCAUAGAUACUGGAGCUUGAAAAUGGAAAAUGUAGAUAUUAAAGCUUGGAAAUUGAAAUAUGAAUAAGUGAAAUUUGGAAAAAAAACAUGAUAUUUUGAAAUAUUAAAAAGGACUCCAAUGAGGUUUUUUGUCAUGAAGGGACUGAAAAUAUCUUUAGGAGAGUUCUGUAUCGUAUGAUGUAGGCCUGGAAUUAUAACUUUUGUGCAAAAUUUUCUGAUCAUCCCCAAACUUUGUUUUUCAAAAAUAAUAAAUUUUCUGUACAAAUUGACACAAAAAUGAAAACAUUUAAAUACUUUUAAAAAAAUCAGGCUAAGCAUCACUCUUAAAGUAUUGAGUAUAUUUCUAUACUAUCUUUUGCAUAUCAGUCAGUUUUAAGUGCUACAGUUGAUUUAUGUAAGAAUGUCAAAUUUUUUGUUUUUUGGCUUUUGGACCUCAUUGUAGCUCUUAUAAUAAAGAAUGUAAUACUCAUUGGUCUUUAGAUCGGCAUUCGAUUAGAAUAGAUAAGUGUAUUUUUAAAUGAAUGCUUACAAAAUGCUUGACCCUAGUUUCAUAAUUGAUAACUUUGUGCAUCUGUUUUUCAAUGAGCAAAGAUGAAGAUAAAGACAAACAUUAUAUUCUCCUCACCUUAGUGCAGUAACGGGUUAAGUCCUUCUAAAUUGAAUAGGAUUUAACCAGUUAUUGCACUUAGGUGACGUUCUGCAUCAUUCAUUUAAAACAUAUGUUCAUUUAUAAUGAUUAAAUGAAUCCUUUACAAAAUCACAGUAUCCAUGUUGAUUUAUUUGGUGUCAAAAUUCUUGAUAUUUUUUUGAUUUUGUGCUUCAGUAAAAAUGCCAUAUUAUGUUACUUUACUUUAGUAAAAAUGCCAUAUUAUGUUAUUUUACUUUAGUAAAAAUGCCAUAUAAUGUUAUUUUACUUUAGUAAAAAUGCCAUAUUAUGUUAUUUUACUUUAGUGAAAAUGCCAUAUUAUGUUAUUUUACUUUAGUAAAAAUGCCAUAUAAUGUUAUUUUACUUUAGUAAAAAUGCCAUAUUGUGUUACUUUACUUUAGUGAAAAUGCCAUAUUUUGUUAUUUUACUUUAGUAAAAAUGCCAUAUAAUGUUAUUUUACUUUAGUAAAAAUGCCAUUUUUUUCAUUGAUACCUCGGUCUCAUGAGAAGCUUAAAACUUACAUUUUGUCAAACAGGGUUUAGGAUCCAGUCUAUGAGAUGUAUCAUGUGAUCCAUGCUGUGUGUCAUGUGAUCCAUGAGAUAAUGUCAUGUGAUCUAUGAGGUAUGUCAUGUGGUUGAUGAUCUGUGUUAUGUUAUCUGUGAGCUGUGUUAUGUGAUUUGUGAGUUAUGUCAUGUGAUCUUUGAGCUUUGUCAAGUGAUCAAAGAACUGUAUCAUGUGAUCAAUGAACUGUGUCAUGUGAUUGGUCAAUUUCUGUCAUCUUAUUGACUGGUUUGCACCUAGUUUUAUAUAGAUCUAUGUUGAUAGAGUUUCUACAGGGAAGAAAAGUUCAAGAAUUUUAUAUCGAGGGUUGACUGCAAAACUGCAAAAACUUUCAUGAAAUAAAGAUAGACUUGCAACAGUCUUGUGGUCACCCUUCGAUAUACAUAUUUGUACAAUAGCGCCAAACAAUAAUUUUCAUUUGCUUUUAAAUGUCACAGAUUGAAUGUCAAGAUAUUAAAAUUAUGUUUGUUGUGAUUUUUCCUACAAAUGAUUACUAAGAAGAAUGAGAAAAAUGUUUAUGUCAAAAUGACAACACAGUACAGUCAAUGUCUAUUUUACUCAGUGCAAUUGAGAAUACUGACUAAUACAUAUAAUUUAUAUAAAUAAAAAAUGAAAAUGAAACCUUGAUCAAUGCUUUAGGAAUAUGAAAUCGUAAAUAGUUAAAAGUGAUGCAGACCUAGGUAUAUAAAUCAUAUUGCUAAUUUGCUGACAUGAAGUAGUUGAUAUAAUAAUUGAACAUUGUUAAUAUGUUUUAAUGUUAAAAAAAUAAUUCUGUACAAAGAUAAAUGUGAUAUACAUGUAUGUAAGAAAUUGUAGAAUAUGAAAAUUUUUAACCAGAUUUUCAGCAUUUCUGUUAAUUAAUGUAAUGUUCGGCUUUUAUUAUAUUUAAAAGGUGUUUAUUUUGGCAUUCAAUACAAGAAUGACAGUUAAAUAGUAAACAGACAAGCUUUUUAUUUCAGUUAUCUUUUGCACCAUUUAUUUCACAUUUCCUUAAUCAAGAUUUACUACAAAUUGAGAUUAGAAAAUAAUACAUGUUAUUAACAUAGUUGCAUUCUUUAACCAAAGUUUGACCAUGAUUUGUUAACAUUGGGUUUACUGCUUGGAUUAUUUAUAGCCAAAAAAUGCACCAUGCAUAUGCAUUCCAUUAUUUUGUUACAAAGUAUAUAUUUAGAUUAACAACCUGUCUGAUACAUUUUAUUUCUAACUGCCUGAAUGAAUGAGCCAUUUCAGAUUAUUUACUUCAGUUUAAACCUAACUAACAAUCAUUCGUUCUCUGUGAAUGGCACCUGAGGUUAUUAACAGCUAGCUACAAUGGUUACUUAGAUGGUGGGUUUUUUUUCUACUUCUAGAAUGAGGCACCUUGGGGACUUCUUUUUUGAGUUUGACUUCAAUCUAUCUGGUCUAUCUUGCUAUAUUCACUUAAUCUUUUUAAAUUGAAAUGAUCUCAUCUUUCAUUGCAUCUUUUUUUUGCAACUUUUUAACAUAAGAUAGGCGUGGGUAAAAGUUCAGCUUAUUAAUCUAUUUAGGUUAUGUACAUUGGUGAAUGUGGUUCAACUCAUCCAACUGUUUAGAUAAUGUACAUUAAUUAUGUGGUUCAGCCCAUUCACCUGUCACAGUAAUGUACAUUAAUUAUGUGGUUCAGCCCAUCCAUGUGUUUAGGUAAUGUACAUUAAUAUAUGUGGUGCCACCCAUACGUCUGUUAAGGUAAUGUACAUUUCAUGUAUGUGGUUGAGCACAUCCUCCUGUUUAGGUAAUGUACAUUUCAUAUAUGUGGUUCAACACAUACAUCUGUUAUGGUAAUGUACAUUCAUGCAUGUGGUUAAGUCAUAACAUUUGUUUAAGAUAAUGUACAUUUAUCUAAGUGGUUUCAUCCAUUGAUCAGUUUAGGUAAUGUACAUUUUAUUUAUGUGAUUCGACACAUCUUUCUGAUUAGGUGAUGUGAAUUAAUAUAUGUGGUUCAGUCCAUUAAUCUAUUUAGGUAGUGUAUGUUCAUGCUUGUGUUUCAACUAAUUGUUAUAUACAUAUAAUGUAUGUGCAAGAAAUAUUUAACAGUUGUCUCCCUUUGACACUCCUUACCUGUAUGUUGUACAACAAUCAUGCAAUGUGUUAAUGGUUUAAUUGAUGUAAAACACAAAAACAUCUGUCUAUCCCAACAUGAUUUUCAUCUGUUUAAUGUAAUUAUAAAAUUUGUAAAAUCCACAUUAGAGAACUUUAUUGUGUAUAUUAUUUAUAUUUUAUAUGUUAUGUCUUUGAUUUAUAGAAUAUUUUCAUUUUAUUUGUAAAUAAACAAAUUAUGAAUUAUUAGA